Myotis brandtii (Brandt's bat) is the source of this 1714-nucleotide messenger RNA. RefSeq names its product heme oxygenase 2 (gene HMOX2). Bases 41 to 988 code for a protein of 315 amino acids. Gene Ontology annotation, biological process: heme catabolic process; heme oxidation; response to oxidative stress. Lineage: Eukaryota; Metazoa; Chordata; Mammalia; Chiroptera; Vespertilionidae. Gene Ontology annotation, molecular function: heme oxygenase (decyclizing) activity; heme binding. The record is from RefSeq and is a predicted model, not a curated record. The transcript has 5 exons.
GGCCCAAGGAGUAAGGGCAGCAAGAACCACACUCGCAACAAUGUUAAUGGAACUGGAGACCUCCGAGGGGGUAGAAGAGUCAGAGAAACAGAGGUCCGCCCCUGAAAGGGAAACCCCCAGCAGGAUGGCUGACCUCUCUGAGCUCCUGAAGGAAGGGACCAAAGAAGCACAUGACCGGGCAGAAAACACCCAGUUUGUCAAGGACUUCUUGAAAGGCAACAUCAAGAAAGAGCUGUUUAAGCUGGCCACUACUGCACUUUACUUCACAUACUCAGCCCUUGAGGAGGAAAUGGACCGCAACCAGCACCAUCCAGCCUUCGCCCCCUUGUACUUCCCCAUGGAGCUGCACCGGAAGGAGGCACUGAUUAAGGACAUGGAGUAUUUCUUUGGUGAGGACUGGGAGAAGCAGGUGCAGUGCUCUGAGGCCACCCAAAAGUAUGUGGAGCGGAUCCACUAUGUGGGGCAGAAUGAGCCGGAGCUGCUGGUGGCCCAUGCCUAUACCCGCUACAUGGGGGACCUCUCGGGGGGCCAGGUGCUUAAGAAGGUGGCCCAGAGGGCUCUGAAACUCCCCAGCACAGGGGAGGGGACCCAAUUUUACCUGUUUGAGAAUGUGGACAACGCACAACAGUUCAAACAGUUCUACCGGGCCAGGAUGAAUGCCCUGGACCUGAACCUGAAAACCAAAGAGAAGAUUGUGGAGGAGGCCAACAGGGCCUUCGAGUACAACAUGCAGGUAUUCAAUGAACUGGACCAGGCUGGCUCCUUGCUGGCCAAAGAGAUCGUGGAGGAUGGGCUCCCCGUGCACAAUGGGAAAGGAGAUGUGCGUAAAUGCCCCUAUUACACUGCUAACCAAGACAAAGGUGCCCUGGAAGGUAGAAGUUGUCCCGUUGGAACAGCCAUAGCUGUGCUGAGCAAGCCCAGCCUCCAGUUCAUUCUGGCCGCUAGUGUGGCUCUGGCUGCUGGCCUCUUGGCCUGGUACUACAUGUGAAAGACCCAUCACCACAUUGGCGCCCUCCUCCUGAGUGACUGCUGGCCUGCUCCCACCUCUACCUGUGACAAAACCACCACCCCAGGUGACUUUUUAAAAAUGCUGGGUUUGAGAAAAGCAACCAAUAAAAGCCAGACACUAAAGCCUCUGCCUGUUAGUGUCCUCUGCUGACAGAUGCUGAGCUGAGUAGAGGCCCACCCUUCCUGCAGCCGCCCAGGCUGUAGCACUGGGAACAGCCAGUGCAGCUCAGUGACCGGCCUGGGCCUCUGGAACCAGCUCUGCUCCUGGGCACCCACACCUCUCACCCUGAGGUUUUUCUCCUUUUGUUCUUCCUGCUGUGUCAUCAUUUAGGUGGGUAUCUUUCCCCUGCUGGGAGCGGAGCAGCCAGCCAGGCCAAGGCGAGGUGCUGUAGCCCUGUGGGAGGAAGGGACUCCCCGGAUGCUCCUGCUCUACUGGGGGGCUCACCUGGGCAUGUGGUGAGCAGAUAGAAGCCAGGCUUGCCUGGGCAGCCAGUCCUUAUCUGUCUCUAGCAGAAACCCCCAAGUGGGGUGCGUCCAGCCAUGGCCUAUCUCCUCCUGACCUGUGUCAUGCUACAGCACUCAAUAAAGUGGACUCUUGACAGCUGCCUCCUUCCUGGCACAGAUGUCAUCCUCGCUGGUCUCUGACAGCCUCCUCCUGCUGUGCUCCAAGACUGCUAGUUACCUUAUAAAUAAGCAUAAAAAACCA